AUGAAUUCAUUAUGUGAAAUAUCAUGGAAAAAGGGGGCUUUAAUUCAUUGCAAUCAAAUAUUAUUAUGUCAUAAUAAUAUAAGUAAGAAUUGUACAAGAUUGAUAAGCCAAGUCAGAAACUUUUAUGAUUAUAAUAAGAAUAUUAAUAUAUUAAAUGGAAAAAAAUAUAUAAGCCGAAAAAAUCAUAGAAUAGGUACAUUUUAUGAAAAUAGAUAUAAUUAUUAUACAAGUAGUGAUAAUAAAAAAAAUUAUAAAAAAAUAUGGAGCAGUUUAGGAUUUAUAAUAAUACCACAACAAACAGCAUAUAUAAUUGAAAGGUUAGGAAAAUAUAAAAAAACACUAUUAGGAGGAAUUCAUUUUCUUUUACCUUUUAUUGAUAAAGUAGCUUAUAUAUUUUCAUUAAAAGAAGAAACUAUUACUAUACCAAAUCAAACAGCUAUAACAAAAGAUAAUGUCACACUAAAUAUUGAUGGUGUAUUAUAUAUAAAAUGUGAUAACCCUUAUAACGCUUCUUAUGCUAUUGAUGAUGCAAUUUUUGCUGUCACACAAUUAGCACAAGUUACUAUGAGAACAGAAUUAGGCAAACUUACUUUAGAUACAACAUUUUUAGAACGAGAUAAUUUAAAUGAAAAAAUAGUUAAAGCUAUUAAUGAGUCAUCAAAAAAUUGGGGUAUUAAAUGUAUGAGAUAUGAGAUUCGUGAUAUUAUAUUGCCUGUUAAUAUAAAAAAUGCAAUGGAAAAACAAGCAGAAGCUGAAAGAAGAAAAAGAGCUGAAAUAUUACAAAGUGAAGGGGAGAGAGAAAGUGAAAUAAACAUAGCUAUUGGGAAAAAAAAAAAAUCUAUUUUAGUUGCAGAAGGACAAGCAUUUGCUAUAAAAGCCAAAGCAGAUGCAACUGCAGAAGCUAUAGAUAUUAUUGCAAAUAAAAUUAAAAAGCUAGAUUCACACAAUGCUAUUUCAUUACUUAUAGCUGAACAAUAUAUUGAAGCUUUUUCAAAUAUUUGUAAAAGCAAUAACACUGUAGUUAUUCCUGCUGAUUUAAAUAAUGUUGGUAGUUUAAUAUCUCAGUCCUUGUCUAUAUAUAACAAUAUUAAAAAUUCACAAAAAAAAGAACCACAUAAAAUACAAAAGACUGAUUAUUCAGGCGAAAAUUUAUUAUUACAAUCAGAUGAAACAAAUAAUAAUGAUACUUAA
Plasmodium berghei ANKA is the source of this 1191-nucleotide messenger RNA. RefSeq names its product stomatin-like protein. NCBI's taxonomy places the organism in Eukaryota, Apicomplexa, Aconoidasida, Haemosporida, Plasmodiidae. The record is from RefSeq and is a predicted model, not a curated record. Gene Ontology annotation, cellular component: membrane. The coding region runs from base 1 to 1191 and encodes 396 amino acids. The transcript has a single exon.